CCACCGCCACUCUCUCUGUCUCUGAGAGAAAUAUUGGAGGCGCCUCUUCUUCUCUCUUCUCCUCUCCUUUUCCUCUCUUCUUCUCGGCGAUGAAGGACGCCGGGAAUCUCCCAAAGUCGUCGAGCUUUGGCUCCGGACUGAAGGGCCUUUUCGCAGUGGUCGGGACCCGGCGGACGAAGCUCUUCGCCUACGGCUUCGCCUUCGCCUUCGUCGCCUGCACUGCUUUCCUCGCCUUCAAUCCCUCCAGCAAUGGCUCCCCCUUGUUCAACAACUUCUUCACCUCUUCCUCCUUCUCCUCGUCCACGGCCCCCUAUAGAUCCCAGAUUUCCUCCCUCUUUUCAUAUAUUUUCCCCAAUUCCUCUUCGCCCUCUCCUGGAAAGUCGCCUCCUUUGCUUGGUUAUGCUGCCAAGGAAGGAUCGGCGGGGGUGAAUCGGACCGGAAAUAGCGUUGAGUUUCAUAAAGACGAGAUUUUGGGAAGUAAAAAUCACACGGAACCCGGAAUUGGGCUGCAGAAAAGUGGAGUUUCCGACAAAAACGGGGUUUCUGCCAAGAAGCCUGUGGGGGGUGGAGUUGAGACGAAGAAAGGUGGAGACUUGGCGGCGAAGAACCAUACGGGAAGCGGAGUAAGUGGAGUUUCUGGGAAGAACCAGACGGGAAAUGGGAUUCCUGAAAAGAAUCAGGCGAAAGUGGAAGCCGGCUCCAAGAAAGAUGGAGUGUUGCCGGAGAAAAACCGGACAGCAAGUGGAGUUCUUUCAGAGAAUCACACUGGAAAAGGAGUUGCUUCGAAUGGAAAUGGAGUUUCGGGAAAUAAUCAGAAGGAAUCAGUAGCUAGUCCUCAGGAAAAAGGAGUUUUGAAAAAGAAGCAAUCAUCCCAUGGAGUUUCCGCAAGUCCGAAGAGCAGCGAAGCUUCGACGAAGGCCGAGCAAAGAGCUUCAAACCUGACAGCUUCACUCGGAAAGCAAAAUGAUUCGAUUGCAUCGACCCCGAGCAGUGGCGGUCAGAAGGGAGACGACUGGAUCAAUGCUUUGAAGGGCUGUGAUAUAUUCCAAGGGAAUUGGGUGAAGGAUGAUUCAUACCCGCUUUAUCCUGAGGGAUCUUGCCCUCACGUUGCUGAACCUUUCAAUUGCUAUCUCAAUGGAAGGCCGGAUCGAGCUUACCAGAAACUCCGGUGGAAGCCCGAUGGUUGCGACAUCCCGAGAUUGAAUGCAACUGAUAUGUUAGAGAGAUUGAGGGGAAAGAGGCUAGUUUUUGUCGGUGAUUCGCUCAAUAGAAACAUGUGGGAAUCUCUGGUUUGUGCUCUAAGGCACUCUGUCAAGGAUAAAAAGAAGGUUUUCGAGGCGUCUGGUAGGCAUGAAUUCAGGGCUGAGGGUUCCUACUCUUUUAUAUUCAAGGACUAUAACUGCUCUGUGGAGUUCUUUCGCUCCCCAUUUCUUGUUCAGGAGUGGGAGAUUCCGGUAAGCAAUGGGAAGACAAAAGAAACGCUUCGGCUCGACACAAUUGAGAGAUCAUCUCCCAAGUAUAAGAAUGCACAUGUCAUCGUCUUCAAUACUGGGCACUGGUGGACGCAUGAGAAGACCUCCAAAGGGAAAGACUACUACCAAGAAGGUGACCAUGUCUAUAGUGAACUCAAUGUUGUGGAAGCAUUUCAUAAGGCUCUUAAUACAUGGGCAAAAUGGGUGGACGCAUAUGUGAACCCUAAGAAAACACUUGUUUUCUUCAGAGGCUACUCUGCCUCCCAUUUCAGUGGUGGUCAAUGGAAUUCUGGCGGCCAAUGUGACAACGAGACAGAACCCAUUAAGAACAAGAACUAUCUCUCUGCCUAUCCACCAAAGAUGCGCGUCUUAGAAAAGGUUAUCAAGGGAAUGAAGACCCCUGUCUCUUACUUGAAUGUCACAAGAAUGACCGAUUACAGGAAAGAUGCUCACCCUUCCAUAUAUCGUAAGCAAAAUCUCACCGAGGAGGAGAGGAGGUCCCCUGAGAGGUACCAGGACUGCAGCCACUGGUGCCUCCCAGGAGUGCCUGAUUCUUGGAAUGAGCUACUAUACGCACAGCUGUUGAUUAAACAACUUCAACUAUUACAGUGAAUCGACAAUAAAGAGAUGGAUAUUAAAUCGGUGGAUGCUUGUAUAUUAAUUCUAUAUCGCAGAAAUAAAUAACUAAGGAGCGGAUCAAAGUUAUUCUGUCUUCGUAAAGAGAAAUAAAGUGAGUUUUGGUGAAGAAGCAAGGUUUAGAUGUAAGUUCUUGAUGUACCACAAAGAGGAAAGUCAGCUGUUUUGGUGACCUCCCUCACCUACACACAAUUCUUUUGAGCCUUUUUAGGCUAGUAGAUUGUAAAGUUCAUGUAAUGUGUUAAUUUAAAAUAAAGAAUGCCAUAUCUGUGAUUAUGAAGCAUUUUGUGCC
This is a messenger RNA of Phoenix dactylifera (date palm), 2400 nucleotides long. Its product is annotated as protein trichome birefringence-like 1. Gene Ontology annotation, cellular component: Golgi apparatus. The record is from RefSeq and is a predicted model, not a curated record. Gene Ontology annotation, molecular function: O-acetyltransferase activity. NCBI's taxonomy places the organism in Eukaryota, Viridiplantae, Streptophyta, Magnoliopsida, Arecales, Arecaceae.